UAUAUCAAAGAAUUUCUUUUUAUUUGCUAAUUAAGCAAACUGUAAUGAACAAUUUCAGAAAUUAAAAUUUAAUAAGAGCUGGAUGGCUUGGAUUGUUUAGCCUUUGGGCCGCCUGGUACCGAUCCAAAUUUCGUUUAUCCUGAUCAUUUGACACUCCUAAACUAGACAUGAUUUGUAGAAAUAACUGUCUAGAUCAAACUAUAUAAAUGUGCAUCUGUGUCAGUAAAAGAGAAAAGCGGUAGUCACGUCUACAUAUAUAAAUACAUAUAAAGAACAUAAUUCACCGACCUGAAUAUUACUAGAUUUGCAACUGCAUAUAUAUCCUAGCUCGCAUUUACUCAUUCUUUCAUAAAUUUUAUUAUUAAUUAGCUGAUAUGCUACUUUUCUAUGUUAGGAUGUUGCUGGGCAUUUUCUGCAGUUGGAGCGCUAGAAGGAGCCUACAAACUUGCAACAGGUCAAUUGAUUGAACUCUCUGAGCAAGAACUUCUCGAUUGCACCACCAACAACCGCGGCUGUGAUGGAGGUUAUAUGACCAAUGCAUUUGAAUUCAUCAUACAAAAUGGUGGAAUUUCAACUCAAUCAAAUUAUCCAUAUCAAGGUCAACAAUACACAUGCAGAAGUCAAGAGCAGACGCCGGCAGUACAAAUAAGUGGCUAUCAAGUCGUGCCUGAAAGUGAAACAGCAUUGUUACAAGCCGUAACCAAACAACCAGUGUCGCUUGGAAUUUCUACUAGCCAAGAGUUUCAAUUUUACAGAGGAGGAACUUAUCAUGGUAGUUGUGCUGAUCAUAUUAAUCAUGCUGUAACGGCUAUAGGGUAUGGAACUGAUGAGCAGGGUCAGAAAUAUUGGUUGUUGAAGAAUUCAUGGGGAACAAAUUGGGGUGAGAAUGGAUUUAUGAAAAUUAUAAGAGAUACUGGAAAUCCUGGAGGACAUUGUGACAUUACCAAGUUGUCUUCUUAU
Capsicum annuum is the source of this 960-nucleotide messenger RNA. Its product is annotated as senescence-specific cysteine protease SAG12-like. The transcript has a single exon. The record is from RefSeq and is a predicted model, not a curated record. Gene Ontology annotation, molecular function: cysteine-type endopeptidase activity. Gene Ontology annotation, cellular component: lysosome. The annotation marks the transcript as partial. Lineage: Eukaryota; Viridiplantae; Streptophyta; Magnoliopsida; Solanales; Solanaceae.